AUGCAACUAAGCUUAGAGGAAGCUUUACCAUCUUUGGUGAAGGCUAAAUUCGGUACUGCGAAAGCCAGUCAUGCCUUGAUCUUCUCUUCCACUGAGCUUUCCAUCUUGCGGACCAGAUCCGGCGCACCUUUCCAACUUCGCUACUGCCCUGCAUUGGCCAAAAAGCCUACAGAUAACAAUGACGAAAACAAGCCUAAAGGACCAAAGCCGGAUCCUUUCGAAAACCCUUCUUCGGACUUGUUGAUAGCAAACAUCCCAAUUGCGAAUGCUAGUCAUCUGCUUGUCUUGAACAAGUAUCCUGUCAUUCCGGAGCACUUCAUCAUUGCUACAAAGCUCAACAAACAACAAACGCAUAUGCUUGAACAAGACGAUCUGGCUGCUACACACGCUUGUCUAAAAGCCUGGGAAGAAAACAAGCAGAAUGGAAAGUUGUUCUCCUUCUUCAAUUCGGGUGAACAUAGUGGGGCUAGUCAGGCACAUCGCCACCUGCAGUUUUUGAGUGUCGAUGAGAUGAAGCGAGAUCAAGAGGUUGGCUCGAGCUGGGAUCCGCUGAUCGAGCGCAUGCUGGAAGCUCCUACCAAUGAAGCACCGGACCUAAAGGCCAAUCCCGGCUUACCAUUCACUCACUAUGCCCUCGAGCUACCUCAGGAGCCAAGUCCAGAGACACUGUACUCGGCCUACAAAAAACUAUACGAAGCAGCUGCCGCCGCGGUCAGAUUAUACAUCUCUUCGAACAAGGAUUCGCGUCUCGAGCUUCACCCAUCCGAGGGAGGAUCAUCACCUAUCAGCUACAACCUAGCCAUGACGACUUCAGCAAUGGCUAUAGUUCCGCGCAGGAAUGAAGGUGCUCCAAUCAAGAACGAUCAGGGUGUCGAAGUGGGCAGUGUAGCCUUGAAUGGCACCUUGUUGGCAGGUACUUUGAUGGUCAAGCUGGAGAACGAAUGGAACGCUCUUCGAGACUCUGAACUGCAACUUGACGACAUCUUGACGGUAAUUGGCAUUCCCCGAUAG
Molecule: messenger RNA, 1011 nt
Organism: Aureobasidium namibiae CBS 147.97
Lineage: Eukaryota; Fungi; Ascomycota; Dothideomycetes; Dothideales; Saccotheciaceae
Product: putative bis-tetraphosphatase
Exons: 3
Coding region: 1-1011 (336 amino acids)
Biological process (GO): nucleotide metabolic process
Molecular function (GO): ATP:ADP adenylyltransferase activity; ATP binding
Source: RefSeq, a predicted model, not a curated record